UCCUUUGUUUCUGCCGCACCUGCCUCCUUGGAACCACCUAUUUUGACGCUGGGCAGGUCACAAUGGCACAACAGAUAUCCGCUGGGAUGUCCUUCUUUGGAGGAAGGGGAUUCAGUUCUGCAUCUGCCAUGGGUGGACUAGGUGGGCACAGAACCUACGUGGCCUCUGUAGGCCAUCCUAUCGGAAACGAAUACGGGGUCCGUUGCUUCGGCAGCCAAAGUCUUUCCAAUCUGGGUGGAAGCGGAAGAAUUUCUUACGGUGGCUAUGGCGGUUCCGGUUCUGGAUGUUAUAGUGCCUACGGUGCUUAUGGUUAUGGUCAUAUGGGUUAUGGUACUAUGGGUUUUGGUGGCAGGAUGGGUCAUAUCGGAAAUGGAGGGCUUGGCGGAGGAUAUUCCAACUUCAGAGGUGACGGCAUCCGAGGAGUCACCAUCAACGAGAAGCUCCUGAAGCCCCUCCAUGUGGGAGUUGACCCACAGGAGCAGGAAGCACGGAACCACGAGAGGGAAGAGAUGAAGACCCUGAAUGACCAGUUUGCCUGCUUCAUUGAUAAGGUCCGAUACCUGGAGCAGCAGAACAAAGUUCUUGACACCAAGUGGAGACUUUUACAAGAGUGUGCCCUGCCAGCGAGGAAGAACCUUGAACCAUACUAUGAGAAUUUCAUCAGCAACAUGAAAAAGCAGCUUGACUGCUUAUUAAGUGAAAGAGACCAUCUAACCAGUGAAGAAGCUUCCAUUCAGCAGCUGGUGGAGGAAUUCAAGACUGGGAACAAAAUUUUGGAGCUCCUUUUGGAAUGCAACAGGGAGGAUGUGGACUGUAUCUUUCUGAGCAAGGCAGAGCUGGAGGGGAAAGUGGAUCUGCUGAGUCGGGAGCUGGAAUUCCGUAGAUGUGUCCAUGCAGAGGAGCUAGCACAGCUAGACUGUCAUGUCUGCGACACAAACAUCCUUCUGCAAAUGGACAACAGCCGAAACAUAGAUGCUGACCUCAUUAUCAAAAAUGUCGAAGCCUGGUAUCAGAGCAUCGCCCAGAAGAGCAAAGAAGAGGCGAAUGCUUUAUACGAAAGCAGGUUCCUAGAGCUUCAGCAGCAGAAAGGGAAAUAUUCUAAUGAUCUGAAGAUCAACCAACACGCGAUUGCUGAUCUGACCCGGUUGUUCAAUAAGUUGCAGUCUGAACAUGACUUAGUGAAGAAGCAGGUUGAUUGUUUGCAGUCAUCCAUUUGUGAUGUUGAGCAGCGUGGUGACGUUGCUCUUAAAGAUGCCCGGGAUAAGCAAACCGAGCUGCAAACAGCACUACAGAAGGCCAAGGAUGACCUGGCUCGCUUGCUGAAGGACUACCACGAGCUUUUGAACACCAAGCUGGCCCUGGAUAUUGAAAUUGCUACAUACAAGACAAUGCUGGAGGGAGAAGAGAGCAGGAUCUACGCAGGCAAUUUUGUCAGUAUCGAUGUUGUCAAGCCUCCCUAUACUGAAGAUGUCAUUGGCUACCCAGCAUAUGGUCCAAUUGGAGGAGGAUAUGGUGGAGUAUGUGGAUUAGGCUAUGGUGCAGAUUUCUGCAGACGAGGAUUUGGACGAUGCAGAAGACGUGGGAGCUACUGCUGUGGAGGAGUAUAUGGUGGAGACUACAGUGGUGGGUACAGUGGAGGAAGAAAUGAUGGAGGAUAUGGAAGACGUAGGAGCUGGAGUGGCGGCUGUGGAACAGGAUAUGGAGGAGCGAUGGCUGGUGGCUAUUGUAGAGGAUAUGGCGGAAGCUCUGGCGGAGGAUACAGUGGUGGAGGAGGAUACGGUGGAAGCUCUGGUGGAGGAUACGGUGGAAGCUCUGGCGGAGGAAACAGUGGUGGAGGAGGAUAUGGUGGAAGCUCUGGCAGAGGAUAUGGUGGGAGCUCUGGCGGAGGAAACAGUGGUGGAGGAGGAAAUGGUGGAAGCUCUGGCAGAGGAUACGGUGGAAGCUCUGGCGGAGGAAACAGUGGUGGAGGAGGAUAUGGUGGAUGCUCUGGCAGAGGAUAUGGUGGUAGCUCUGGCGGAGGAAACAGUGGUGGAGGAGGAUAUGGGGGAAGCUCUGGCAGAGGAUACGGUGGGAGCUCUGGCGGAGGAAACAGUGGUGGAGGAGGAUAUGGUGGGAGCUCUGGCAGAGGAUAUGGUGGAAGCUCUGGCGGAGGAAACAGUGGUGGAGGAGGAUAUGGUGGAAGCUGUGGCGGAGGAUACAGUGGUGGAGGAGGAUAUGGUGGAGACUACAGUGGAGGACGUGGAGAAGGAAAUGAUGGAGAAUCUGGAAGACGUAGGAGAAGAAUGUCAGGUAGAGGCUCCCAUGGAGGAGACAGUGGAGGCUCUGGCCAAGAAAAUGGUGGAGGACUUGGAGGGGGGUCUGGUGGACAAUAUAGUGGAGGACGCAGAAACUGGAGCUCGAGAAGUGGUGAAUACUGCCCAAGGAGCAGCACUAGUGGGGGUCAAGGCUCUGGAGGGGCAGAAUACUCAGGAAGGGGAUAUAGUUCCAGAAGUGCACAAGGAUCAGCCAGUAAUAUGGGCCAGCAAGGUGUCUCUGGAGGCUGGACUUCUGGUGGCAUCCCAUAUGGAGGUGGAGGCUUUGUUCCCAAGAUUGUAGGUGGCCCUGUAAUUGUGGGGGGAUGUCCUGGAAUUGGGGGAGGUUUAAAUGUAGGAUGUGUGCCCACUGUAGGAAUACCAGCAGUUGGAUUCCCACCUGUUGGUGUCCCUUCUGUAAGUGUUCGGGGUGUAGGCAUCGGGAGUGAACCUUGUGUAGAAGUAAUUUCCCCACUCGGUGUGUGUUACCCUGGAGCAGUAGCAUCCCCACUGGGUGUCUGCUACCCUGGAGUUGGAGGCCCCGUCAUGAAUGCAUGAAUGAAUCUUUAUGCCAAGCCAACGUCUUGGAAGCGAUUAGGACUUGCUGGCAGCAACAGAAACUGGAGCUCCCACCAAGAUUACAGGAAUGCAGAUGUGGUCAUGUAAUCAUUUUUUCACAACAUUGAUGCUGUUUUGCAUUUGCAUUCCAGUGAAUUUAUUACUUCCUUCAAACAAGGUGUGUGCUACUCACUGCUAUGUUUUACACAUGUGCACACACAGAUUUCCCUUGAGACAGUUGUACCUUCAUGAAACAUAACCUUUGUAUUGUUAUUAAUUUUUCCUACCCAUUAUCUCCAAAGCAUAGAAGAAAUCCAUAGUCUUUACUAGUAGGGACUGCAUUAAAGAUUUUUUUUUUUUUAGUUUCUCUUUGCAACAUUCAUUAAGAGCACAGUCCUAAACAGAGUUAUGCCUCUGAAUUGUAUAACUCUGUUUAGGAUUACACUGCAAGAAACUUGUGACCAUUUUCAUUGCAAUAUUACUGUGCUGGCUGUUGCAAAUAUAUUUGUCACAUUUUUAAAGAAAAACCUUUUCCAUUUUAUGCAUUCAUUACCCUGUUUCAUGGUAGCGUUCAGUGUAAACUCAUUCUAGACAAUUUGAUAAACAAGCUGUAUUAGCAUGAGAAAACAAAAUGUGACUGGUAGAACACAUGUUCAGAAAUCACAAUGUGCAAAGUCAACCAAUGUUACGUUAUAAUUUUAGACCACCUGUUAUGCAAAUGGGGGAUGGGUGCAGAACAGAGGAUUUACUGGCAGGGAUAGCAAUUAUGGGAAUCAUAAGUAUAAAGAGACUGGAGAUGAACAACCAUGCAAAGACAGAGGGAAAAAAUGACUUUUUGUCUAUGGAGAAGGAUGUGGGAUUCAGAUGCCCAGUCUCCUGACCCCAAAAAAAGUAACAGAUUCCCUAUAUGAAAGAUUUCUGAAUGCUAAUCCUUGGACAGAAAGUUAUUUCCCAUUGCCAUGAAGGCUAGAGACCAGCUUCUUUGAAAGAAAUAGAAACUUAGAACUGGUAUUCCUGUGAUUUUGCUUGUGCCAUUGGUUGGCAACCACGCAGCUUGUUUAGAUCCACCAGCUAUGUUGCAGCAGUAGCGCUUGUCAUUUGUGGCCAGUGGUUUCCCAAGCAAUAAGCAUUUCUCCUAUAAGCAGAGCUCAAUGCAUAACCCAAAGUACCAUUUUCAUAUGACCCCCAUCUUUCUUCUUCGUGGCCACUGUUGGCCCUGUAUCAGAUUGAAAGCUCUGCACUUUCGCAUGCAGCUGAUUGUCCCCGGGUGCUACGCCUCCAGCUGGUGUGUUUGGGCUUGGCGGGUGUUUCUCAUCUCAGUGCAUAAAAUUGUCACAAUGUUACAUUACACUUGGCAGGUGGUCAAAAAUGUCCACGUUUCUGCUCUUCUCUACAAUAAAAUGCAUGAAGAAUCAAACUGUUGUCAGUGAUAUCUUAGCAAGAAUGCCUUCUGGAAUAAAAAGUGACCAGACUAGAAUCAAAAGGACAUUCUGUGGAAAUUUUGAACUUUGCUAAGCUAUCACAAUUCAUAUUUGAUAUUCUGAUUUGGG
This is a messenger RNA of Gekko japonicus, 4399 nucleotides long. RefSeq names its product keratin, type II cytoskeletal 1-like. Gene Ontology annotation, cellular component: keratin filament. NCBI's taxonomy places the organism in Eukaryota, Metazoa, Chordata, Lepidosauria, Squamata, Gekkonidae. Gene Ontology annotation, molecular function: structural constituent of skin epidermis. Gene Ontology annotation, biological process: keratinization; intermediate filament organization. Bases 63 to 2849 code for a protein of 928 amino acids. The record is from RefSeq and is a predicted model, not a curated record. The transcript has 9 exons.